AUGCGUCCGUGUCUGUUCUCAGUGCCGCCCCCGAAGGCGAUGGUGCACGUGAACCCGGUGCAGGUGAUUGUCGACCCGGUCACCGUUCUCUGGCUGAACGCGUUCGCCUGCAACCUCACCAAGUCGCUGUCGGCCUCGGGCGGCUCUGCGUCGCCGCCCUACCUGGACCUGCGGCUGGAGGCCAUCAUGCCGAGAUUGGUGCUGGAGACGGCGCAGGACUACCCGCUGCAGAGGGACCGGCCCAGCACGCUGCACAUGCAGACCACGCGACUGCUGAUCUGCAACUACCGGUCACCAGAUCCCACCGCGCCGGGGUCUCUGGCCGGUCUGACCACCUGCCUGGAGCGGCUACAGGCGGGCGAGAUGGCUUUCGGUUCAGAGUUCCCGGCGCGAGACUCCGACUUCCAGAUGGUGCCCGACCGGCUGGUGCAGCACACGUUAGGGAAGGACCACGUGCAGCCGUGUCCGGCCGACGUGGUGGCCUCGGUGGCCGACUUCCGCCACGGCCUGCCCUCCGACCUGCUCUGGGAGGAGCCGCGUGACGUUCUCUUCCUGCACAUGGACCCGUUCUGGGCCGACUUUUACGGCACCUCGGCAGUGCGCCACCGGCCUGUGCCGCUGGUGGACGCCAUCCCUGUGUCGGUCUGGGUGUACCAGAACCGUAACAAGGUGGCCAGCGCGCGCGAGGGCCGCGUGGCCGAACAGAGCGCGCUGCUGCACGUGCCGAGCCUGGUGUCGGUGCAGCUGAACCACUUCCAGUACCUGUUCCUGCUGCGCCAGCUGGAGCGGCUGACGGAGAUGUCGGCCUUUCUGACGAUGGACGCCGAGCGGCUGCUGGGCGCCGCCGGCUCCGGCAGCGUCUGCGUCAGCGGCGCCCUGCCGCAGGUCGACGUCAGCCUGCUGAUGCCCUGCCUGCUCUCCAGCAAGGACUCGUCGGGCGGAGACCUGUCCGUGUUCCCCGACUCGUCUAGCGUCACCAGCUUCCAGGAGGCGUCGCUGAUGCAGAUGCGGGUCGACUCGCUGACUGAGGUGACCGGUUCCAUCACCCUCCCGCCCGACGAGCCGCCGCUGUCCGCGCCCUCCCCGGCCGCCGCCGGGGUCCUGGGGACCUCCCCGUCAGCCAACCACACCGGUCACAAUUCACACAACUCGACCAACCACGUACGACCGACGACGGGCACGCCCAACGCCACGCCGCCGCGGAACCGCACCGUGCCGAUGACCCUCAUCAGUCAGGCGAGCGUGGCGGCCGGCAGCUCACCGGUAGGUCAGCUCUCCGAUCUCGGCGCCGGCUUCAGUCAGGUGAAGAAGGGCUUCAACAGCUUCCUCUCGUCCAUCGACUCGGCGCUGAAGAGCCCCGACGAUCAGAGCGACACGAUGUCUGUGAUGUCUGAUAUGAGCUCUGACUCCGAUAGCUACGUGCUGCUCAACUUGGAGAUGGAUCGGGCUGGAUCAGAGUCGGUGGACCCGCUGUUUGUGGUCGAGGGGGCGCUGAAGCGGGUUCCCUCGGUCGAGAUCGCCAGCGAAGUCACCGAGGACACCCAUAGCGAGGUGUCGCUCUCCUCGGCAAUGCGGAAACGGGAUGUGAUCUCGGCUCUGACACUGCGCCUGGGCCGUGUGGAGUUUGUGCAGCAGGGCGCCGGUUUCGAUAGCUCGGUGAAGGUGCUGCUGCGACAUCUGUCUGCCGAACAGUGCGCCGCCAUCGGCUGGGACGAAUUCCAGGCCAAGUUCCAGCUGCGCACCAAGGGCUGGCAGGGACUGGACGUGGCCACCGAGCCGUGUAACAUCCGUAUGAGGAUGGACAGCACGUUUGUACCGGUGGCCGGACAGAGACACCACAAGAUCAACGUCCGGGAACAGGUGAAGAGCGAACUGGAGGUGCGGGCCAGCGACCUGGACCUGGGCCUGAUGAUGAGCACCGUCGCCAACCUGACCGACUUCAUCGAGGACGAGAUCCUGCCGGCUCCGCUGCCUAUGGAGCUGCACCUUGAGCGUCUGAAGGUUCGUCUCACCGAGGACCGGCCCCCGAACAACAUCACCAGCCCGGGCGUGGUGCCGCUCGACCUGUCCAUCCCCUCGCUGAGGGUCACCAGGGACAAGGAGGGCGUGUUCACCGUGCACCAGACCGCGGCGGCGGACCAAUCCGGCAACCCAUGUCGGCCCGGUGACGCCAGCACCUCCGCCUCUCGAGUCGACGUCACCAGCUCGUUCAACAACCCCGGCGGGGGAGGAGGAGGAGGUGGCUGUCCGCCGGCGGUGGUCAGUGAGCUGGCCCGCCUGAGACAGCGCUGUCAGCUGCUGGAGAACCAACUGGAACAGCGGCGGGGCGCCGAGGAGCGGCUACAGUACCUGUCGCUGAUGGAGACCAGGUGUCGGGAGGCAGAGGACGAGGCGCAGGGCCUCCGCGAGGAGAAGGAGUCACUGAUGAAGACACUGCGCUAUCUCCAAGAGGAGUUCCUCCGGCUGGACCGGGCGCAGAACCGGCGCGCCGACCCCAAGUAGCCCCCUCAGCCCCACUCUGCCCCCGGUCCUCCCGCCGGCCAGUCCUCUACCUCUCGGCCAGUCAUGUGAGAGUCAGUCAUGAAGAGAGUCAGUCGCGAAGAGCAGGUGGAGAUGCGGAGACCGCCAGUGCAAUGCUGCGUGUUCAGGUUUAUCAUCUCGCCGUUAAUCUCGCGUUCGUUUUUAUCCCGGGAGCGCGUACUGUGCCCUUGUGAUAUGUUGGGGCGUCGGAUGGUGUGUUCAGGUACCGUUUCAGUGACUAUGUGUGUGUGGGUAGGUAGAAGGACGAGCGCGCGCCCGCUCUGCACGUGCAAUAUGACCCCAGGAUGCCGGGUGAGCUCUGCGAGGACCCGUCUUCCGCCCGGACCCCGGCCGUCUCGGCUGACCGUCUGUAGGAGAUCUGGAGGCCAGUUCUGCCCGCGUGGCGCUCUCAGAGUCGUGGCGUGCUCCGGGCACCGGCCGCCCCCGCCCCCGGCCCCGCCGCUGCCCGGGGCCGCCCGACUCCUGCUCUGUGAUAUUGCUGCGUUUAAGCUGUACUGUCCCCAGGGGCGCAGUAAGCGGUGGAUCUGCCUUGUUGGCGAACAGACCGCUGUUUGGUUGACAACAGCUGACAUGUUGUCAUGGCAACGCUGCCGGUGCGCCUGAGGCGCCCCUAUGCAACAUUGUCUUGUUUCCAUCUCACAGGUUUUCGGUGGCGCCGACCGCCGCGUUAUGCUUGAUUGUCGUACACUGUGCCUGCCAUCAUAUCACGGUAUUGUCUUGUUGUCGUGUGUGCUGCUGUAUUUAUCCAUUAUCGAAUAAAGUGCUUGUGGUCUU
Messenger RNA from Amphibalanus amphitrite, 3315 nucleotides. RefSeq lists its product as uncharacterized. The transcript is spliced from 10 exons. Lineage: Eukaryota; Metazoa; Arthropoda; Thecostraca; Balanomorpha; Balanidae. The coding region runs from base 1 to 2502 and encodes 833 amino acids. The record is from RefSeq and is a predicted model, not a curated record.